AUGCAUAACCUCUUCAUCACAUUUCUCAUCAUGUUCUUCUCCUGCACUAAACCCUCCUCCGCCUUGCGCGGCGGAGUGCUCGUCGGCAGUUGGAAGCCGAUUCCUGACAUCACCGACCCUACAGUGAUCAGUAUCGGCAAGUUCGCCAUCUAUGAGCACAACAAGGAAUCUCAUGUAUCUCUCAAAUUUGCAAAAGUCAUCAAAGGAGAUCAACAAGUGGUCGCGGGAAUGAAUUACAACCUGACGAUCACGGCGUCCGACCGUGGAGUCAGGAAGAACUAUGUGGCGCUUGUUUGGGACAAACCAUGGCUGAAGUUCAGGAAGUUGGUGUCGUUUAAAGGACCUGUUUGA
Messenger RNA from Helianthus annuus (common sunflower), 351 nucleotides. Its product is annotated as cysteine proteinase inhibitor 5. NCBI's taxonomy places the organism in Eukaryota, Viridiplantae, Streptophyta, Magnoliopsida, Asterales, Asteraceae. Bases 1 to 351 code for a protein of 116 amino acids. Gene Ontology annotation, molecular function: cysteine-type endopeptidase inhibitor activity. The record is from RefSeq and is a predicted model, not a curated record. The transcript has a single exon.